GGUGACAGCAGGGACAUGUCUCGGGAGAUGCAGGACGUGGACCUCGCUGAGGUGAAACCUUUGGUGGAGAAAGGGGAGACCAUCACUGGCCUCCUGCAAGAGUUUGAUGUUCAGGAGCAGGACAUCGAGACUUUGCAUGGCUCCAUUCACGUCACACUGUGUGGGACCCCCAAGGGGAACCGACCCGUCAUCCUCACGUACCACGACAUUGGCAUGAACCACAAAACCUGCUAUAACCCCCUCUUCAACUCUGAGGACAUGCAGGAGAUAACCCAGCACUUUGCUGUCUGCCACGUGGAUGCCCCCGGCCAGCAGGACAGUGCUGCGUCCUUCCCCACGGGGUACAUGUACCCCUCCAUGGACCAGCUGGCGGAAAUGCUGCCCGGAGUCCUUCAACAGUUUGGACUGAAAAGCAUCAUUGGCAUGGGAACCGGAGCGGGUGCCUACAUCCUCACUCGAUUUGCUCUGAACAACCCCGAGAUGGUGGAGGGUCUCGUCCUCAUUAACGUGAACCCUUGUGCGGAAGGCUGGAUGGACUGGGCCGCCUCCAAGAUCUCCGGAUGGACCCAAGCCCUUCCAGACAUGGUGAUGUCUCACCUCUUCGGGAAGGAGGAAAUGCAGAAUAACGUGGAGGUGGUCCACACCUGCCGCCAGCACAUCGUGAACGACAUGAACCCCGGCAACCUGCACCUGUUCAUCAACGUCUACAACAGCCGGCGGGACCUGGAGAUUGAGCGGCCGAUGCCCGGAACCCACACGGUCACCCUGCAGUGUCCUGCUUUGUUGGUGGUUGGGGACAGUUCUCCUGCUGUGGACGCUGUGGUGGAGUGCAACUCGAAACUGGACCCAACGAAGACCACUCUUCUCAAGAUGGCGGAUUGUGGCGGCCUCCCACAGAUCUCCCAGCCGGCCAAGCUUGCCGAGGCCUUCAAGUACUUUGUGCAGGGCAUGGGAUACAUGCCCUCCGCCAGCAUGACGCGCCUGAUGAGGUCCCGCACAGCCUCGGGCUCCAGCGUCACGUCCCUGGAGGGCGCCCGCAGCCGCUCCCACACCAGCGAGGGCGCCCGGCUGGACAUCGUCCCCAACUCCGGCGGCCCCGGGAGCAGCGCAGGGCCCAACUCCACGGAGGUGUCCUGCUAG
Lipotes vexillifer (Yangtze River dolphin) is the source of this 1140-nucleotide messenger RNA. It is a transcript of the gene NDRG1, whose product is annotated as N-myc downstream regulated 1. The transcript has 15 exons. The record is from RefSeq and is a predicted model, not a curated record. Bases 16 to 1140 code for a protein of 374 amino acids. Lineage: Eukaryota; Metazoa; Chordata; Mammalia; Artiodactyla; Lipotidae.